AUGUGCGGCGAUAUCCCUUCUCGUGCCAGCAAAGGCGGUUUAAUCGCUGUAAUACGGCCUUAUGAAGAGUUAUCAAGAAAUAAUAAUAUGGGCGAAUUCAGGAUCUUAUUCAACAACAAUAGCGAUGGCUCAAAUCACACCCAAGCCACAUUCGAUGCAUCAGAUGAAGCCACCCUUAAAACUCUACAAAACCAUCCGUUUCUCAGUCUUCAAAUCGAGAAAUCCGGUGAUCUCUCAACACCACUGCCUUCUGAACCACUCCAUUCUUUCAAACUCAAUGCAGCGCAACAAACGAGUAUGGAAUUCGAGUUACCAUCUAAACUCGAUCUAGGAGUAUCUAAUUUAGGUAUUGUGGGACGAUUAGUGACAGUUCUGUCGGCUGGUAGUAGUAAUGGAAUGGGACAUGUUCUUGGGAGGGGUGUUGUUGGGUGGAACUAG
Talaromyces proteolyticus is the source of this 438-nucleotide messenger RNA. RefSeq lists its product as uncharacterized. The record is from RefSeq and is a predicted model, not a curated record. The transcript has 2 exons. Bases 1 to 438 code for a protein of 145 amino acids. Lineage: Eukaryota; Fungi; Ascomycota; Eurotiomycetes; Eurotiales; Trichocomaceae.